AGGAAAGCAACAUUUACACGAAGUGAAGGCGUAUUCGCAUCAUUUAAUGUUGAUGGGCGGUGAUUAGCUAAACAACAAGCGAGACUUUCCAUCAACGCCUGGCAGCCUGCAGUACGAUAAGGCCCCAUGAAAUGCCGGAAUUGAUCAGUGUACCAGAAUUUCUGCACGAAGCAUGGGACGACUUCAACUCUCCGACGACGUCGUCGUUUGUCCACAAGAUGGGGCAGUGUCGACACACUGUUGCCAGUCUGGAGGAGACUCUGGACAUGGACCGAAGUGGUGUGACAAAAAUGAAAAAGAGUGUCAAGGCCUUGUACAACUCCGGAAUCACUCAUGUUGGUAACGAAGAAUAUCUGGCAGAAAACUUGGAGAAGUUGGGUGCGACUAGAGAUCAAGAGACAGAACUGGAGAAAGCUUUCCUCAAGUUCUCCAUUGUUACAAAAGAUCUGUCUCAGCUGAUGAGAAGCUUGAUGCAAAGUCUCAACAACAUUGUUUUGUUUCCACUGGAUGCAUUCCUUAAAGGCGAUCUCAAGGGAAUUAAAGGGGAUCUCAAAAAACCUUUUGACAAAGCUUGGAAAGAUUACGAUGCAAAAUUCUCAAAGAUAGAAAAAGAGAAGAAACAGCAGGCAAAAGAAGUUGGUAUGGUGAGAACAGAAGUUUCUGGGAAUGAGAUUGCAGAAGAGAUGGAAAAGGAGAGACGCAUGUUCCAACUACAGAUGUGUGAGUAUUUAAUCAAAGUGAAUGAGAUCAAGACCAAGAAGGGAGCAGAUUUGCUACAGCACUUAGUGGAGUACUACAAAGCUCAAACCAACUUUUUUCAAGAUGGCAUAAAGACUAUUGACCAUUACAAUAGUUACGUGGAGGAUUUGGUGUCCAAGCUUCAGGUCAUUAAACAGAGGCAGGAUCAGGAGAGGCGGAAGCUGAUUGAACUGCGGGAAGCCCUCAAGAGCACUCUCACCACAUAUAAAGAGAUUUUAGACCAUGGACGGCCUACAGUAGCACAGAACAGCUCAUCUCAGUACAACCUCCAUCAGCUGCAAGGAAACAAAGCCCAUGGCUGUGAGAAGCAGGGCUAUCUGCUGAAGAAGAGCGAAGGGCGCAUGAGGAAGGUUUGGCAGAGGAGGAGAUGCUCUAUCAAAGCUGGCUUCAUGUCCAUUAGUCACUCAGAUGAGAGUAAAGAUCCAGUCAGACUGAAUCUCCUCACAUGCCAGGUCAAGCUGGUUCCAGAGGACCAGGGCAAAAAAUGUUUUGAUUUAGUAUCCAGUCUGAAAAACAGAACAUACCAUUUUCAAGGAGAAGAUCUGAAAGACAUGGAGGAGUGGAUAUCAGUAUUAAACAAUGCCAAAGAAGAGGUUUUAAUGAAAGCCUUCCAGGACAGCUCCAACUCUCCCUCCAUGAACCAGAGCGUCCGAGAGCUGACCACAAGUAUUAAGGAGAGGAUUAAACGACUGCCAGGAAACCGGUUCUGCUGUGAUUGUGGGGCACCAGACCCAGAGUGGCUGUCAACAAACCUUGGUGUGUUGGUGUGUUUAGAGUGUGUUGGGAUCCACCGGGAGAUGGGAGUUCACAUAUCACGCACACAGAGCAUGGUCAUAGACGAACUCUCCACAUCACAGUUAUUGCUUGCCCGUGUUGUGGGGAACACUGGUUUUAAUGACAUCAUGGAGGCGACCUUGCAUCCUUCACAGAAACCUGAUGUAAACAGUCCCAUGGAACAGAAGCGUAAUUUUAUCAAAGCUAAGUAUGAGGGCCACAAGUAUGCAAUUAUAACAUGUACCUACAAAGAGGAUCUGAAGCAGGACUUACAACAGGCUAUUCAGUACAGAGACGUGUUUGCUCUGCUGCAGGUGUACGCUGAGGGCAUCGACCUCACCACAACACUACACAAUAUGCCAAACGAGGAGACAGCGCUUCACCUGGCAGUGUCUCAGGAACAGGAUGGUACCGCGCUGCACAUGGUCGACUUCAUCAUACAGAACUCUAACAUUCUGGACAAAUGCACACGUGAUGGGAACACUGCACUACACCUGUGCGCAGCGCUCAACCGCACAGAAUGCAUGAAGCUUUUGCUGCGCAGCAAGCCCGAGAUGGUUACCAUAGAGAAUAAGGAGGGGAAAACUGCGCUGGACAUCGCCAAUGAGAACAACCAUGAGCUCUGCUCUGAACUGCUGAGAUCGGCUCUGGCUGGGAAGAAGGAGGCAUUUGAAUGUGUCAACAUUGAUUGGGAACUCAUUCCGGAUGACCAUAUGUAUGACCAUGUAGACUACAGCGAUGAUGACUUGGAGGGGACCCCUGAUAAGAAAUCUCGUUCCCGCCCCCCAAGCCUCAUCAACUUCCCCACAGACAUGCCUCCACACCUUGCCAAGGAACUGGGUCAGCGGGAAAAGACCGGGGACCAGGACGCUAAGCUGCCUCCUCCACCACCCCCAGCAUCCAACAAACCAAAGAAAUAUGUUACGAUCCCUGGUUAUUACCGCGACAAAUCUCGCACUUCGGCCAGUUUUCUCGCUGUUCCUGGACUGAACGCUCCGGCUAAUGGAGGAACAACCAAUCAGACGCACUCUGCCAAUCACCAUGCCAACAAUCUAACCAAUCACGUGCACUCCCUGGGUCAAGGUCACGUUGGGUCAGGUCAGGUUUCUGGGCCCCCCUUGCCUCCCAGAGUAAAGGCUCCGAAGAAAGCCCCUGCCCCCAAACCCCCAGGUCACAUGAGGAACUUGUCAGAGCCAAAUGCAGCGUUCCUCUUGUCUCACAAACGCACGCCCUCUGACCCGCCUCCACGCCCCUCUAAACCUGACCCCAGUCAUCGGAACACUGUGCUGCUACCACCUGGUGCUAAGUUUGUGCUUCCUCCACGACCAGAGUUUCCUCUUCACCAUGUAGACAGUGGAAGUGGAAAGCCCAGCAUAGCCCCGCGAUAUCAGAGGACGCAGUCCAUGGGGGAAAAAGAUGCUACAUGUAUACGACGGCCGAUAUUACGAGACUCACAGAGUUCCAGUGAAGGUUCUCCCCCGGAGAGUCACUUCCCACCUGUACCCCAGCCCAGGGCUAAGAAAAAACCUGGGCGCAGAAGAUGCAGAGCGUUGUACCACUGCACAGCAGACAAUGAAGAUGAGCUGUCGUUUCAAGAAGGGGAGAUAAUUGUGAUUAUUCGUGAAGAAGAGGAGGAUUGGUGGGAGGGCGAGAUUGAAGGAGACCCCAACCGCCGUGGCCUGUUUCCUGUUAGCUUUGUGCACAUUCUCAAUGACUGACCUCAGUGGUCUUUAGCUACAAAUUGUUGUAUGUUCGUUCAUUGGAUAGUUUAAAUUUGUUAGCUUGUUUCCCAUUGGCUAUGGAGAUUUUAUACCAAAAGCAUGUGAUGU
This is a messenger RNA of Liolophura sinensis, 3362 nucleotides long. RefSeq names its product arf-GAP with SH3 domain, ANK repeat and PH domain-containing protein 2-like. NCBI's taxonomy places the organism in Eukaryota, Metazoa, Mollusca, Polyplacophora, Chitonida, Chitonidae. The transcript has 31 exons. The record is from RefSeq and is a predicted model, not a curated record. Gene Ontology annotation, molecular function: GTPase activator activity; protein binding. Bases 132 to 3251 code for a protein of 1039 amino acids. Gene Ontology annotation, cellular component: cytoplasm. Gene Ontology annotation, biological process: positive regulation of GTPase activity.